Molecule: messenger RNA, 1200 nt
Organism: Fusarium venenatum
Lineage: Eukaryota; Fungi; Ascomycota; Sordariomycetes; Hypocreales; Nectriaceae
Source: RefSeq, a predicted model, not a curated record
AUGGACGCCAUACAAGAACAGUUUACCCUUCUCUCCCUUGGUCUUUUCACCAUUGGGGUGAGAAUGGUUGUGAGGACGCGACAAGUUGGGUUUGCAGGAUGGCAGUUGGACGAUUACCUGAUGCCAAUUACUGGUCUCAUCUUCACUGCCGAGACGGUAGCAGCAUACCUCGUCGGAGCGAAAUUCCAAGGCCUUACGAAUAGUUACAUGACGGAUGAGGAACGCGCCAACAUCGACAUGGGCGGAGAAGAACACUACAAUCGUGUCUGGGGAUCCAAGAUUCAAGUCAUAGGCUGGUCCUUUUAUGCUUGUAUUCUUUGGUGUCUCAAGUUUUGCGUCACUGCUUUCUACGCCCGACUCACAUCGGGCUUGUCGCAUCUUAGGAUUCGUGUCAUUGUCGCUUACAUCCUCCUCGGAAUUACUUAUGCUGCUGUCUUUUUUACUAUUCUGUUAUCCUGUCAGCCAUUUCAUCACUUUUGGCAGGUCAAUCCUGAUCCAGGUCUUAUUUGCCAACCUACAAAGUCACCGGCAUAUGUUUUGGUGGUUGUCAUUCCCAACAUCUUGACUGACAUUUACCUGCUCUCUAUCCCACUACCUCUUCUUUGGGGUGUCAACAUUAGUUUGCGACGCAGACUUACACUCAUGCUAUUAUUCAGCGGUGCUCUCUUCAUUAUGAUGGCUGGUACAAUUCGAGCUGUCACCAUUCUUACCGCCGGUCCUGAAGGCGCUGUCUCUGGCAGCUCAUGGGCAUGUCGCGAAACCUUUGUCGCAAUUAUCGUCACAAACCUCCCCAUCAUCCAACCACUCCUGCGAAAAGGAGCCAGCCUCAUCGGUCUCAGCGUCCUCUUUAGCAAAGCUACAAAAUCUGCAUCCCAAAGUCACCAACUCAGAAGCAACGAAGGCGGAAGCCGCUUCAACAACAGUCGCGUCAGAAGGACCAACAAAUCCGACGCCGGACACCCACUAUCUUCAAUGCCUCAAACAACAGCCUGGGCAAGCGACGAACAAAUUCUUCCACCUCCCGGAACAAGCGGAGGUAAUGGCAAGGGGAUCGUCGUGGCGCAAGAGAUCAGCGUUCAGUCGGAAGCUUUUGACGAUUCAAAUUUGCGCGAUGUAACCAACAAGGAUCCAGCGGUUCAUGACUGGGGGUACGAUAGUAGCAGCAACAGCAGUAACCACAAAAGGACACGGACACCAUAA